AUGGCGUCCACACAGCCGCCUCGCCGUAAUGCAGAUGAGCCGGCAAGCCUUCCUUGUUUCAUAUAUCCCACCUCGAGAACGGUUCCGUUUUUUGAUCGUACCGAGGACAUCAUACAAAUUGACAGGUACUUCAAUAACAGAGAACAAGAUGCUGACCAGCCAUUUCGCUCCCUCACAUUAUAUGGUAUCGGUGGGGUCGGCAAGAGUUCCAUUGCUCUACGUUACGCGGAGACUAGGAUUCGUCGCAAGGAACUCGAUGCCAUGUUUUGGGUAGCGGGUGAGAAGGAGGUCACCAUUCGCCAAAGCUUCACUGAUAUCGCCGUGCAAUUGGAACUUCCGGGGUCACACCCGAAAGACCAUGAUCAAAACAGGACCGUAGUAUUGGACUGGCUUCAAAACACAGACUGCCGUUGGCUCUUGAUUUUUGACAACGUUGAGUCUGUUGAGUUGCUGAUGACAUACUGGCCAACGGCCGCUCGUGGCCAGGCAGUCAUCACCACUCGAAACCACAGCCUCGCAUGUUAUCCCAGCGAUAGUGGACUCGAAAUCAAGGGAUGGGACAAUGAGACUGGAUCUCAGUUCUUGGCUCACCUGCUCUCAACUGAUAUUGGUAAGCAGCUUACUGAAGAAGAAUUCCGUAGCACCCAUGAGCUCUCUCACAGUCUCAGUGGCCAUGCCCUCGCGCUGUCCCUGAUGGCUGGUCUAAUCCAUCGACGCUCCUGGUCUAUUCAAGAGUUUGUUGAAGUGUAUGAGAAGCAGCCACAAAAGGUACAUGGUAUAUUUGGCAACAAUUCAAUCAACGCGCUUUGGGAUAUGUCGUUUCGUUCUCUCAGCAAAAGGGCAAGUGCGAUUCUUGGCACACUGGCCUUUCUUUCCCCAGAUAACAUUCCUCAAGCUCUUUUUGAACCUAAAGAGCCAACAGCUUUCCCUGAAUCACUCCAAUUCUGCCAAGAUCCUUUCGAUUUCUCAUACGAAAUCGAGUCCCUGAUGACUUUGGGCCUGGUAAAGCGAAACAGGGAGCAACGGACAUUUUCCAUGCACAGACUUGUGCAAAAAUCAUUCAAACACUUUAUGAGCGCCGAAGACCGCCAGAGGAGUUUCAACGAUGCGGCUCUACUGGUAUCUGCGGCCUUUCCACGCAAGGACGCCGAGUUUGCACAGCUGUACCAUUCGUGGAAAGCUUGCUCUCGCUAUCUGCCACAUGUACUUAGUUUGAGGGAUUUCUUCGGUGAAGAAAGAGCAACACAUCCUAAGUUCACGGCAUUGGUCGAAUAUUGUAGACUGAACAAUGCGUGCCAACGCUAUCUCAUUGAAACCAAUGGGUGCAACGAUCUCCUUGACCUAUUAGAAGUCAACAGCAUGGCGAUUCGCACGAUCCCUCUCCAAGAACGGAGUACCCAGAUCGAACUUGAAGGCGACUUGGCGUCUCACAGUGGCCAGGCCCUGGCACGAGUAGGGAGAACUCAAGACGGGGUCAAGCAGCUAAAGUUGGCGUACGAGCUCUUUGCCACGGAGCAGCCACGCAAUCUCCGGGAGGAAGCAUGGUGUGCUGAGAACCUCGCGGAUGGCAUCGCCUCGACGAACAAUUUCCGGGAUGCCGUGGCGCUCCAAGAAAAAGCCCGGGAGCAUUGGCUGCACUGGGCCAAGGACAACAGCGAAGACAAGACAGAAUGGCCUGCAAUACUGAAAUGGGGAAUGGGCACCAAUCUAGUCUGGGCAGGGCAAACACAACGCUCAAAAAAUAUUCUCACUCAGGGUCUUGUUCAGCUGGAAGCAGCUAAGCCGUACAACUGGGCCAUGGUUGCAUAUACUAACUACUCGCUCGGUACUGUUUACCGAGCCGAGAGGGACUUCGAGUCGGCAGAGAGACAUUUCACAGAGGCUUACAAUAAAUGGAUUUCAGGAGACAACCUUCUCUCUGACCCGUUUUGCGGAGCAUGUGUAUAUCGAAUGGGCUGCGCGGCUCUUGAUCAAGAUAAAGUGGAAACUGCCAUAAAGCAUCUGCGAGAAGCCGCUGUCAUCACCGAGAGACACAAGAUAAGGAUGCCAGUGGAGCAUGCCAGGUCACUUUUUAAACUAUCUGAAGCUCUUGCGAGAGAGCCGAGAGACAGAAAAGCCUCGAAGAGACUUCAUGAAGAGUCAACCAACCUUCUCGUAUCUCGAUUUCCUCAAGUAGAGAUUACAGACCAAGAGAAGACCUACGACGAUCUAAUUUUCAUUUGGUGGAGAUGA
Messenger RNA from Pochonia chlamydosporia 170, 2232 nucleotides. Its product is annotated as NB-ARC and TPR domain-containing protein. The record is from RefSeq and is a predicted model, not a curated record. Bases 1 to 2232 code for a protein of 743 amino acids. Gene Ontology annotation, molecular function: ADP binding; protein binding. The transcript has 5 exons. NCBI's taxonomy places the organism in Eukaryota, Fungi, Ascomycota, Sordariomycetes, Hypocreales, Clavicipitaceae.